Messenger RNA from Coregonus sp. 'balchen', 17761 nucleotides. The record is from the annotation of a GenBank genome assembly. Lineage: Eukaryota; Metazoa; Chordata; Actinopteri; Salmoniformes; Salmonidae.
AUGACUGUCAAACUGUUUGACCUGCAGGGACAGCUUCUCUCCGAGACCGGCUUCACCUUUGACCCCACAGGAAUAGGCAAGCCUGGUAAUAAAAACAAAGCCCUUUGUCUGAGUCAAAGGAAAACAUCUGCUGGACUGAGGAGGGAUUAAGGUCGGGGACUCAUCAGUCUUUUCUUCCACAGAAGACCCUCUGAUUAGAGUAGAGGUGUUUGGAGGAAACCAAUCCCUCCAUUACGGAGUUCCAAAUCCCAUGGCUUAAAAGGCAUGGUUUGAAAUAUGUAAUAUGCAUAACAGAGGAGGCUGGUGGGAGGAGCUCUAGGAGGAUGGGCUCAUUGUCAAGACUGGAAUGGAAUCACUGGAACGGUACCCGUGUAGCUCAGUUGGUAGAGCAUGGCGUUUGCAACGGCAGGGUUGUGGAUUCGAAAAAAGUAUGAAAAAAAAAUGUAUGCACUCACUAACUGUAAGUCGCUCUGGAUAAGAGCGUCUGCUAAAUGACUAAAAUGUAAAUGUAAAAAUGGUAUCAAACACAUGGAAACCCCAUGUUUGACUCUGUUCCAUUUAUUCCAUUCCAGCUGUCCUACUAUAGCUCCUCCCACCAGCCUCCUCUGAUGCAUACAGUAUUCAAAAUACCUAUCUCUCCCUAUGAAUACAGUAGUCUUAUCGCAAGGCUACAGAAGCCCGGCGCUUACCGCAGCAAGUCUUUUACAUUUUUUUAUUACGUUUGGUCUGAAUGAGUAGCCUCAAAGCAUGAUAGUUCAAUAAGAAAUUAUUUCUAUUGAAAUAGAAAAACCUUCCUGCUUUGAUGUUAUCAUACAGACUAAUAAUUAAUGAAUGUCUGAUAUUCUCCAGACUGAUAAUUAAUGAAUGUCUGAUAUUCUCCAGACUCAACAAUGGUACAAUAUUUCCAUAUCACAUAAUGCAAAUCGCAUAAUAUAUGUAGAAAACAUAAGCUGUAUGCUAUAUGACCAGCCUUGUGAUUGACAACCUCCUUUAGAUGAAAGACUGUGUUUUAAAGCAUGAAGGUAGACUCAAAAAUGUUUUUAUUUUAUUUUACAUAUAACUCAGACUUCCUACACAAGUAUUUAGCACCACAUUGGUUAUUUGUCUCAGGAGGGUUAAAACAAGAGUCUGCUAACCAGCUAAGGCAUUUACCACACCCCCACUCUCCUCUGUGACUCACCUACAGGAUCCUAUUCUGCUAAUGGACCUGUGUAUAGCGCAAUGCUGUGAUAAAGGUAAUCAGAUCCUCCAGAGAGCAGUAAGUCAUUUGCUGAAUGCAGAAAAUAAGAGACCUCCCUGGCUCAAUUUCUGGAUCAAUCUGAUAUUCAGAUAUUUAUUUACAUUUACUUGAAAUUAUUAGCCAUUAGAUGUAAUGACUCAAAUUGAAAAAUAUCAGUCGUUCACAUUAAAUUACCAAAUGCAUGGAAUUUCAAUACACGGUCAAAAUAGACUCUGGUAGUGUCUCCGACUGCUGGAUUAAAAAGGAAUGCCAUGCAUAUGGCCUUGCAGUGGGCUCUUGGUCACUUCAUUGAGGGAUCAUUGAUAGCAAAACAAUAACUGGAUAGUUGCAGUCGGUCUACAGUAUUGUCUUUAGUGCAUCACAUGCUCAUUUUGGAUUUAUACAUACAGUGCCUUGCAAAAGUGUUCAUCCCCCUUGGCGUUUUUCCUAUUUUGUUGCAUUACAACCUGUAAUUUAAAUGGAUUUUUGUUUGGAUUUAAUGUAAUGGACAUGCACAAAAUAGUCCAAAUUGGUGAAGUGAAAUGAAAAAAAUAAGUGGUGCGUGCAUAUGUAUUCACCACCUUUGCUAUGAAGCCCUAAAUAAGAUCUGGUGCAACCAAUUACCUUCAAAAGUCACAUAAUUAGUUAAAUAAAGUCCACCUGUGUGCAAUCUAAGUGUCACAUGAUCUGUCACAUGAUCUCAGUAUAUAUACACCUGUUCUGCAAGGCCCCAGAGUCUGCAACACCACUAAACAAGGGGCACCACCAAGCAAGCGGCACCAUGAAGACCAAGGAGCUCUCCAAACAGGUCAGGGACAAAGUUGUGGAGAAGUACAGAUCAGGGUUUGGUUAUAAAAAAAUACUAGAAACUUUGAACAUCCCACGGAGCACCAUUAAAUCCAUUAUUAAAAAAUUGAAAUAAUAUGGCACCACAACAAACCUGCCAAGAGAGGGCCGCCCACCAAAACUCACAGACCAGGCAUGGAAGGCAUUAAUCAGAGAGGCAACAAAGAGACCAAAGAUAACACUGAAGGAGCUGCAAAGCUCCACAGCGGAGAUUGGAGUAUCUGUCCAUAGGACCACUUUAAGCCGUACACUCCACAGAGCUGGGCUUUACGGAAGAGUGGGCAGAAAAAAAUAAGCAAACACGUUUGGUGUUCGCCAAAAGGCAUGUGAGAGACUCCCCAAACAUAUGGAAGAAGGUACUCUGGUCAGAUGAGACUAAAAUUGAGCUUUUUGGCCAUCAAGGAAAAUGCUAUGUCUGGCGCAAACCCAACACCUCUCAUCACCCCGAGAACACCAUCCCCACAGUGAAGCAUGGUGGUGGCAGCAUCAUGCUGUGGGGAUGUUUUUCAUUGGCAGGGACUGGGAAACUGGUCAGAAUUUAAGGAAUGAUGGAUGGCGCUAAAUACAGGGAAAUUCUUGAGGGAAACCAUACUGCUAAAGCAACACUUGAGUGGUUUAAGGGGAAACAUUUAAAUGUCUUGGAAUGGCCUAGUCAAAGCCCAGACCUCAAUCCAAUUGUGAAUAUGUGGUAUGACUUAAAGAUUGCUGUACACAAGCGAAACCCAUCCAACUUGAAGGAGCUGGAGCAGUUUUGCCUUGAAGAAUGGGCAGAAAUCCCAGUGGCUAGAUGUGCCAAGCUUAUAGAGACAUACCCCAAGAGACUUGCAGUCUUGUAAUUGCUGCAAAAGGUGGCUCUACGAAGUAUUGACUUUUGGGGGGGGUGAAUAGUUAUGCACGCUCAAGUUUUCUGUUUUUUGUGACUUAUUUCUUGUUUGUUUCACAAAAAGAAAUAUUUUGCAUCUUCAAAGUGGUAGGCAUGUUGUGUAAAUCAAAUGAUACAAACCCCAAAAAAUCCAUUUCAAUUCCAGGUUGUAAGGCUUUCGCAAGCCACUUGUCAUGAGCCGUCGUGGAUGUGGUGGAGGAGUCAACUGCAGGAAGCAGAGGUUAGUCCAACAAGACUUUUAAUAGUGUCCAAAGUAAGUGUACAAGCCCCGACCUCGAAAACACGAAGAGGCGAGGAACAUUACGCACACGCGUAAAACACUUCAACAAGGCAAAAUAGACACGGAAAAAUAAACACGUAUCAAACAACGUGGCAACGGACAACAACACACAAAAACCCUAGAUUACAACAUGGAACUUAUAAGACACGUAAUCAACACUAAAACAAACACAGGUGUGACAGCCAGACAAAAGCAAUGGAACACAGAAACAUAGAGCGGUGGCAGCUAGUACUCCGGGGACGGCGAACGCCGAAGCCUGCCCGAACCAGGAGGAGGAGCAGCCUCGGCCGAAACCGUGACAGUACCCCCCCCCUUGACGCGCGGUACCAGCCGCGCGCCGACCCCGGCCUCGGGGACGGCCAGGAGGACGCGGACCCGGGCGCGUGGGAUGCCCAUGGUGAAACUCAGUCAGGAGGGAUGGAUCUAGUAUGUCCCUCCUGGGCACCCAGCACCGUUCCUCCGGACCGUACCCUCCCACUCCACGAGAUACUGGAGACCACUCAUCCGGCGUCUCAAGUCCAAGAUGGUCCGGACUCUGUACGCCGGGGCCCCCUCGAUGUCCAAAGGGGGCGGAGGGGUCUCUCCUAUCUCAUCCUCUUGGAGUGGGCCAGCUACCACCGGCCUGAGAAGAGACACAUGGAACGAGGGGUUAAUAUUUUUAUACUCUAUAGGCAGUUGUAAUCUGUAACACACCUCGUUCAAUCUUCUCAGGACUUUGAAGGGCCCCACAAACCGCCGACCCAGCUUCCGGCAGGGCAGGCGGAGGGGCAGGUUUCGAGUCGAGAGCCAGACUCGAUCUCCCGGUGCGUACACCGGUGCCUCACUGCGGUGACGGUCGGCGCUCGCCUUUUGGUGACGGAUGGCACGCUGCAGAUGGACAUGGGCAGCGUCCCACGUCUCUUCCGAGCGCCGAAUCCACUCGUCCACCGCAGGGGCCUCGAUCUGGCUCUCGUGCCACGGAGCCAGGACCGGCUGAUAACCUAAAACACACUGGAAAGGUGUUAAGUUGGUGGAGGAGUGGCGGAGAGAGUUCUGGGCCAUCUCUGCCCAGGGGAUGAACCUCGACCACUCCUCCGGCCGGUCCCGGCAAUAGGACCUCAAAAACCUACCCACAUCCUGGUUGACUCGUUCCACCUGCCCAUUACUCUCUGGGUGGUACCCCGAGGUAAGGCUUACCGAGACCCCCAACCGUUCCAUGAACGCUCCCCAAACUCUGGAAGUGAACUGGGGACCUCGGUCAGACACAAUAUCCUCGGGGACCCCAUAGUGCCGGAACACAUGGGUAAAGAGAGCCUCAGCGGUUUGUAGGGCAGUUGGGAGAUCCGGCAUGGGAAGGAGACGACAGGCCUUAGAAAACCGAUCCACAACGACCAAUAUGGUGGUAUUCCCCUGGGAGGGGGGUAGGUCAGUUACGAAAUCCACCGAUAGGUGGGACCAUGGUCGUUGUGGAACGGGCAGGGGAUGUAGCUUACCCCUGGGCAAAUGUCUAGGCGCCUUACACUGGGCACACACCGAGCAGGAGGAGACAUAAACCCUCACAUCCCUGGCUAACGUUGGCCACCAGUAUUUCAUGCUAAGACCAAUACCUGGAUGUCCAGAGGAGGGUGAUGUAUGAGCCAAAUAAAUAAGACGAUCGCGGACCUCGAGCGGAACGUACGUCCGCCCCACAGGACACGCGGGGGGAGUAGGGUCGGUACGCAGUGCCCGCUCGAUUUCCGUAUCGACCUCCCAUACUACCGGAGCCACCAAACAAGAUUCCGGCAAUAUGGAAGUAGGCUCGUUGGACCUCUCCUCCGUGUCAUACCGCCGGGACAGUGCGUCUGCCUUAACAUUCUGGGACCCAGGGAUGUAUGUGAUCUUAAAAACAAACCGGGUUAGGAACAUAUUCCACCUAGCCUGACGAGGGUUCAAUCUCCUAGCUGCCCGGAUGUACUCCAGGUUACGGUGAUCAGUCAGAAUGAGAAAAGGGUGUUGAGCCCCCUCAAGCCAAUGCCUCCACACCUUUAGGGCUUGGACUACGGCUAACAACUCCCUAUCCCCAACAUCAUAGUUGCGCUCCGCCGAGCUGAGCUUCUUCGAGUAGAAAGCACAGGGGCGGAGUUUAGGUGGCGCGCCGGACCGCUGUGACAGGACUGCCCCAAUACCGGUCUCGGACGCGUCCACCUCAACCUGGAAUGGUAAAGAGGGAUCCGGGUGCGCCAGCACCGGAGCCGAGGUGAACAGGUUCUUAAGCUUGAUAAAUGCCCUGUCCGCCUCAGCCGACCACCGCAAACGAACCGGACCCCCCUUUAGCAGGGACGUAAUGGGAGCUGCAAUCUGUCCAAAACCCCGAAUAAACCUCCGGUAGUAAUUAGCAAAACCCAAGAACUGCUGCACCUCUUUUACAGUGGUUGGAGUUUGCCAAUUACGCACGGCCGAUACCAGGUCUACCUCUAUCUCCACACCAGCCGAGGACAACCGAUAACCCAAAAAAGAGACGGACUCCUGGAAGAACAGGCAUUUCUCUGCCUUGACAUACAAGUCAUGCUGCAACAGUCUUCUCAAUACUCGGCGCACCUGGGCUACAUGCUCGGCUCGUGUAGAAGAGUACACCAGGAUGUCGUCGAUGUAAACUACUACACCCUGCCCAUGCAUGUCCCGGAAAAUCUCGUCAACAAAGGAUUGGAAGACUGACGGAGCAUUCAUUAACCCGUAUGGCAUGACGAGAUACUCGUAAUGACCCGAGGUGGUGCUAAAUGCUGUCUUCCAUUCAUCCCCCUCCCUAAUGCGCACCAGAUUGUACGCGCUCCUGAGAUCCAACUUUGUGAAGAAUCGCGCUCCGCGUAAUGAUUCCGUCAUCGUCGCAAUCAGUGGCAGUGGGUAGCUGUAUUUAACUGUGAUCUGAUUGAGACUACGAUAAUCAAUACACGGGCGCAAUCCCCCGUCCUUCUUCUUCACAAAGAAGAAACUCGAGGAGACUGGGGAAGUAGAGGGCCGUAUGUAUCCCUGUGCCAAGGACUCGGCUAUGUAUGUCUCCAUAGCCGCUGUCUCCUCUUGAGACAGGGGAUACACAUGACUCCGAAGAAGAGCCGCUCCUGUUUGGAGAUUUAUCGCACAGUCCCCCUGUCUAUGAGGAGGUAGCCGUGCUGCCCUCAAUUUGCUAAACACGAGUGCUAAAUCCUCAUACUCGGGGGGAAUGCGCAGUGCGGGCACUUGGUUCGGACUCUCUACCGAGGUCGCCCCUACGGAAACACCUAGACAUCUCCCUACACACUGAGCAGACCACUCCAUAAGAGCCCUCUGUUGCCACGUUAUAGUAGGAUCAUGGGUGCUCAACCAGGGAAGGCCCAACACCACGGGAUACGCAGGAGAGUCAAUCAGAUAAAACUGAAUGCUCUCCUCAUGACCCCCCUGCGUCGUCAUAGUCAGUGGUGCUGUGACCUCCCUGAUUAGGCCCGACCCCAACGGCCGGCUGUCUAGUGCGUGGACAGGAAAUGGAUUGUCUACCGGCCGAAGGGGAAUCCUUAACCUACUACAAAAUGCCCGAUCAAUAAAGUUCCCAGCUGCGCCUGAAUCUACUAGCGCCUUAUGCUGGGAAUGAGGUGCCACCUGUGGAAACCUCACAGGAAUGCUCAUGUGACCAACAGAGAGCUCUGGGUGAGUGGAGCGUCUACUCACCUGAAAUGACUCCCCAGUGCGUGGCCUGUUGUCACCUCUCCCAGGAGACCCUCCCCAGCACCUGGCCGCAGUGUGUCCUCCACGACCGCAGGUGGUGCAGUGGAUGGCCCCCCUCGGGUUCCCUCUCCUCCUCUCUCUAGCGCCAGCACCCCCUAGCUCCAUGGGAAUCGGCUCGGGGGCGCUGGAGGGUGGACUGGACGACCCCCACUCGGGACGUCCGCGGGUAGCCAGCAGGGUAUCCAGACGGAUGGAAACGUCCACCAACUGGUCAAACGACAGGUUGGUGUCCCUGCAGGCCAGCUCCCUACGAACGUCCUCGCGUAGACUACAUCGGUACUGGUCGAUGAGGGCCCUCUCAUUCCACCCCGCAUCCGCCGCUAGUGUCCGGAACUCCAGUGAGAACUCCUGUGCGCUCCUCCUCCCCUGUCGGAGGUGGAAUAGACGCUCUCCCGCCGCUUUCCCCUCAGGGGGAUGAUCGAAAACAGUCCUGAAGCGGCGAGAGAACGUAGGCGUAGGUGAUGGUAGCGGCGUCUAUUCCCCUCCAUUCGGCGUUGGCCCAUUCCAACGCUUUGCCGGAGAGACAGGAGAUGAGGGCGGAGACGCUCUCGUAUCCCGAGGGCGCCGGGUGUAUAGUGGCAAGGUACAGUUCUACCUGCAGAAGGAAUCCCUGACACCCGGCUGCAGAACCGUCAUAUGCCCUCGGGAGUGAGAGCCGAAUGCCACUGGGUUCCGGUACUGAGAGAGGAGGACUGGCCGUUGGUGAUGCGAUGUUGUAAGGGUCCUCAGAGUUCACCAAACGGCGCAGGGUGUUGGACACCUUGUCCAUAGCGGUCCCGAGUUGCUGGAUCAUGGCGUCCUGGAAAUUGAUCCGGUCCAGCAGGGAUUCGGGAGACGCCGCUGAUCCUGCUGACUCCAUGAUGGUGUGUUGUUCUGUCAUGAGCCGUCGUGGAUGUGGUGGAGGAGUCAAGUGCAGGAAGCAGAGGUUAGUCCAACAAGACUUUUAAUAGUGUCCAAAGUAAGCGUACAAGCCCCGACCUCGAAAACACGAAGAGGCGAGGAACAUUACGCACACGUGUAAAACACUUCAACAAGGCAAAAUAGACACGGAAAAAUAAACACGUAUCAAACAACGUGGCAACGGACAACAACACACAAAAACCCUAGAUUACAACAUGGAACUUAUAAGACACGUAAUCAACACUAAAACAAACACAGGUGUGACAGCCAGACAAAAGCAAUGGAACACAGAAACAUAGAGCGGUGGCAGCUAGUACUCCGGGGACGGCGAACGCCGAAGCCUGCCCGAACCAGGAGGAGGAGCAGCCUCGGCCGAAACCGUGACACCACUGUAACAGUAGCUCUUUCUUUUGAGUUAGUUUGCCUGACGUGUGGGAUACAUAUACUAAAUACACUUCUCUUUUGAAGACCCUUAACUUGAUUUGUGUCAGUGUUGUUGUAUUGGUGUGGUGGGGAAUCAGGCGCAGAAGCAGAGGUACAGUCCAACAAGACUUUACUUUGAACAAAAAUAAUCCAAAAAGCGGCUGAAAGCCAAACAGACGCGCACAGGCGUCCACAAACUAUCGCACGAAACACAGUGCGCAAAACUCUCCUAACAGCGGAGGAACUACUGAUAAAUGGCGUACUGGCAAACAAGACAAAUGUACGCAAGACACUUGACAAAACAAUUACACACAACACUAUACAAACAACAAGGAAACUAAAUAGGGUGCUUAAUGAGACCUAACACUAGACAGGUGUGGCUAACAGACAAAACUAAUCAAACAGGAAACAAAGAACAUAGAACGGUGGCAGCUAGAAUUCCGGAGACGACGAACGCCGAAACCUGCCCGAACAAGGGAGAGAAGCAGCCUCGGCCGAAACCGUGACAAUUUGUGUAAUUCAAUGUGGAGGAAAACUUUCUAACUGCAUUUACUAGGUCUCGAGUACACAGUAACUCAAGCGAAAUUUAUUGUUUGUCUAAAUGUUUUAUGUUUUGAGGGGAAGUUCUGGUAAAUAAUGCACUACUGUAUAAAAUCUAAGUGGUUCAAGCCAUGACUAAUUCAAGACAAAUAAUCUGAUCAAACAAGCCCAACCAUGAAUAAGUCAAUACAACCUUUUUACUGUGAUGUUCUGUGCUGUUUUUCUGCCUCGACAGAACAGUACUAGUCAAAAGUUUGGACACACCUACUAAUUCCAGGGUUUUUCUUUAUUUUUACUAUUUUCUACAUUGUAGAAUAAUAGUGAAGACAUCAAAACUAUGAAAUAACACAUAACCGGUGCCCCUGCACAUUGACUCUGUACCGGUACCCCCUGUAUAUAGUUUUACUGCUGCUCUUUAAUUAUGUGGUAUUGUUAUUUUUUACUUAUCUAUUUUUUACUUAAAACUGCAUUGUUGGUUAAGGGCUUGUAAGUAAGCAUUUCACUGUAAGGUCGACACCUGUUGUAUUCGGCGCAUGUGGCAAAUACAAUUUGAUUUGAUUUAUGGAAUCAUGUAGUAACCAAAAAAGUUUUAAACAAAUCAAAAUAUAUUUUAGAUUUUAGAUUCUUCAAAGUAGCCACCUUUUGCCUUGAUGACUGCUUUGCAUUCUCUCAACCAGCUUCAUGAGGGAGUCAACUGGAAUGCUUUUCCAACAGUCUUGAAGGAGUUCCCACAUAUGCUGAGCACUUGUUGGCUGCUUUUCCUUCACUCUGCGGUCCAACUCAUCCCAAACCAUCUCAAUUGGGUUGAGGUCGGGUGAUUGUGGAGGCCAGGUCGUUUGAUACAGCACUCCAUCACUCUCCUUCUUGGUAAAAUAGCCCUUACACAGCCUGGAGGUGUGUUUUGGGUCAUUGUCCUGUUGAAAAACAAAUUAUUGUCCCACUAAGCACAAACCAGAUGGGAUGGCGUACUGCUGCAGAAUGAUGUGGUAGCCAUGCUGGUUAAGUGUGCCUUGAAUUCUAAAUAAAUCACUGACAGUGUCACCAGCAAAGCACCCCCACUAUCACACCUCCUCCUCCAAGCUUCAUGAUGGGAACCACACAUGCGUAGAUCAUCCGUUCACCUACUCUGCGUUUCACAAAGACAAGGCGGUUGGAACCAAAAAUCUCAAAUUUGGACUCAUCAGACCAAAGGACAGAUUUUCAGCGGUCUAAUGUCCAUUGCUCGUGUUUCUUGGCCCAAGCAAGUCUCUUCUUCUUAUUGGUGUCCUUUAGUAGUGGUUUCUUUGCAGCAAUUCGACCAUGAAGGCCUGAUUCACGCAGUCUCCUCUGAACAGUUGAUGUUGAGAUGUGUCUCUUACUUGAACUCUGAGGUGCAAUCUGAGGUGCAGUUAAUUGCCGAUUUCUGAGGCUGGUAACUCUAAUGAACUUCUCCUCUGCAGCAGAGGUAACUCUGGGUCUUCCAUUCCUGUGGCGGUCCUCAUGAGAUCCAGUUUCAUCAUAGCGCUUGAUGUUCUUGAAAUUUUCUGGAUUGACUGACCUUCAUGUCUUAAAGUAAUGAUGGACUGUCAUUUCUCUUUGCUUAUUUGAGCUGUUCUUGCCAUAAUAUGGACUUGGUCUUUUACCAAAUAGGGCUAUCUUCUGUAUACCACCCCUACCUUGUAACAACACAACUGAUUGGCUCAAACGCAUUAAGGAAAGAAAUUCCACAAAUUAACUUUUAACAAGGCACACCUGUUAAUUGAAAUGCAUUCCAGGUGACUACCUCAUGAAGCUGGUUGAGAGAAUGCCAAGAGUGUGCAAAGCUGUCAUCAAGGCAAAUGGUGACUACUUUGAAGAAUCUCAUAUAUACAAUAUAUUUUGAUUUGUUCAACACUUUUUUGGUUAGUACAUGAUUCCAUAUGUGUUAUUUCAUAGUUUUGACGUCUUCACUAUUAUUCUACAAUGUAGAAAAUAGUAAAAAUAAAGAAAAACCCUGGAAUGAGUAGGAGUGUCCAAACUUUUGAAUGGUACUGUAUAUUCUUCAACUUUGUUGAUAUUUACUUAUUUCUUCUCCAAGAAGUCCGUUCAUUCCGUCAUUCCAUCACACGUCCAUUUCUAAAAUUCUCUCUGAUGUAGAUUGGUUGGAGGGAAAGUUGGUUGCAGGAGUUGCAGUUAACACUAGGUGGCAGUAUGUGUUAUGGACAGGAAUAAAGUUAUUCUAAUCUAUGAAUUGCAAAUACCUGAUACAUGAAAAAAUAAAAAGAGGUCCAAUUCUAAUUCAAUAACAAUCCAUGUUUAUGAUCCUGCCCUUGUUGACUCUCCCUCUGAGAUCUGAAAGCAUUAGAUAUGGUGGAAAAUAUAACAGUACCAUAUUGUUCUGUGACAUUCCUAAACGGCCAUCUACAAUAUUACAGUGAAGGAGUUGAUAGAUUUCUAGGAGGCAGGUACCCUAGGGGAAACGCAACGUUCCAACACUUGGUCCAAAAAAAACAAAAUGUUAUUCUGACAGCACUGACCAGAAUACCAGUUGUUUAUGCUCCAGAUAAACAACCCAUUUCAUUCUCAAUAUUCAACAUUUUGUGUGUACUUCUGUGUUUGUCCCUGAUAUCCUGCUUUUGUUCCCAAGCUUUAUCUGUGAUCUGUCCUGAUGGUAACAACUCAGAUGAGAUGGCCAAUACCUUGGUGAAUUACUGCUUCCUCUAAAGACAGGGUUGGCAAGGCAACAAUGGCUGGCAGGCAGGAAAAGUUCUGGCUUUCAUUCUGCUGCUGUGUUUGGGGUCUCCUGUCUCCUGAGAGACUGACUGUCAGCUGCCCACGUCAGCAAGUUGGGUUGAGACGCAGAGCAUCAAAGGGCCGCUGGCUCCGAUACUUGAUGAGAAUGUCUGUGGAACAACAUGUGCUAUGGUCCUGACACAUGUGGUCCUCUGUAGCUCAAUUGGUAGAGCAUGACGCUUGUAACGCCAGGGUAGUGGGUUCGAUCCCCGGGACCACCCAUACGUAAAAAUGUAUGCACACAUGACUGUAAGUAGCUUUGGAUAAAAGCGUCUGCUAAAUGGCUUAUUAUUACAUAACUUUUGGUGCCGUGCACCGGAAACCAUGUUCAUAAUGCCAUAGAACAGUUGAGUUUUUCUUGGAAAUUAGGUCUUUACAAUGUGCCAUUUUGAGAAAGGUAGUUAUGGAGGAAGAUAAUACAUACAGAUCAAAUCUUCAGAGCAGAGACUAUCUUCAGAACAAUGAUCAGAACAAAGGUUAAUGGAGCGUUUACCUGUUAAGAGUGUGAAAAUUAAUGUACCUAACCACGCCACAUACUUGUUAACAGUGGCCUUUCCUGACCUUACAACUAAUCAGAGAGAAGAUAAAGGUUGACGUAGUGUUUAGAUCAACAAAAAUUGACGAUCAUCAUAUAAGAUACAAAAAACAAUAGUGUACCUAAUACCUAGGUACACUAAUACAUCUUAGUUACAUAGACUGGUAAAGUCUAGGCACACCUUGUUAAAUAGGACUGUUAUACCUGAAGAAUUUUCCUAAAACUUGCCUAAGAUUAUAAUCUCCUUCAGAGCAUGUCAUUUCAGGACCACUAUCUCUUGUCACGUGCUCACAUUGUCAUUUAGCAGACGCUCUUUUCCAGAGCAACUUACAGCAGCAAUUAGGGUUAAGUGCCUUGCUCAAGGGCACAUCACCAGAUUUUCAGCUAGUCGGCUCCGGGAUUCAAACCAGCAACCUUUCGGUUACUGGUCCAUAGCUCUUAACCGCUAGGCUACCUGUCAAACAAAAGGGGGCUAAGGUUGGGUGAAUGUGGUCUGAACCACCUCCUGUGUGUGUGUGUGUGUGUGUGUGUGUGUGUGUGUGUGUGUGUGUGUGUGUGUGUGUGUGUGUGUGUGUGUGUGUGUGUGUGUGUGUGUGUGUGUGUGUGUGUGUGUGUGUGUCUGUGUGUGUGUGUCUGUGUGUGUGUGAUGUUGUGUUUGUGUGAUGUUAUAUACAUGUGUGUAUAUGUGUGUGUAUGUGUGAUGUUAUCCUAACCCCUGACAUGAUGUCCAGGGGUGGAGAGUGGGUCAAGGAAGGAGUUCCCAGAGUGGGAAGUGUGGCGAGGCGUUUAUAAACUCCUGACCAUGUUUACACCUCAGACACAAUCCCGUCUUCUCACACGACAUUACGCUCAGCAGAAGAAACGUCUGGAACUUUACUGUUUGGGCUGUCAGUGUGUGCUACCUUAGGUCAGAAGGGGGAUACUAUCUCCACUACCAGGGUCUGCCUACGAUAUCUCACAUCUUAUUGAUUUAUUUUUCAUUUAAUUUGGGAAAGAAGAGUUCAGUGCUUGGGGUUUAACGCUCUCUACUUGGUCCUCAAGAAGUGGACCCCAUUUGAACCAUCUGAUUCUGUCUGGGCUUGGCUGUUUCUCAGUAAGGGUGUUCUGUUCUGUUCUGUUCUGUUCUGUUCUGUUCUGUUCUGUUCUGUACUGUGCCUCAGAGGCUUAACAGCCAUGUACAACAGCAGCUACUCCCAGGCCAAGUUUGGCUUAGAGAGCAGGAGGAAGAUCCAGAAGCCCAGCGGGAAGAGCUGCGGCUACUACAUGAGGCUCGUCUUCUUCUUCUCCUCUCUGAUCCAGUCCCUCAUCAUCGUCAGCCUGGUGCUCUUCCUGGUCUACGGGAGCUCCCCAGACGCGGCGGCCGAGAGCCGGGUCCAGGACCUGGAGAAGAGCUUCAGCCACCUCUCCAUUGACAACGUCAACCUCCGGCAGCAGGGAAAGAACCUGACGCAGCUCCUGAACGCCACCCUGACUGACAAGAUGCGCAACGACAGGGAUAUGAUGAGUCUGCGUCAAGUGGCAAACAGGUCUGGCAUGUUCAUCGCCAAUCUCAAAGAACUAGUGGUAAGAACUGAGACUGGUUUUGUUAUCGAUGUUCACAGGUCAAUGCUAGAGGGGAUUUGUGAGGUUGUGUUGGAUUUUUAGGCAUGCAUAUUUUUAAAUACUUUGGUGGAUCUUCAAUAUGUGGAUUUUGAAUAUUCAUUACAAUGACAGCAGCACAGUACAUACAGUGGGAUCCCAAUGAUUGGUUUACUGAAUAUUAAAAUGCCAGUUUAGCUGUAUUAGUGGAUAGGAAAACAAAACAUGUGCUAAAUGAUUUGAUUUGAGUGUAAUUUAACAUAAAAUAACACAUUACAUUCAAGUCUGUUAUACAUAUCAUAUAUCAUAUCAAUAAUUUCAGAUAGUUUCAGAUAAUUUCAGCAAAUAUACCUGAAAAGGUUAAAACAGUGUUACAACAGUCAUAAACAUUAACAAUCACUAAUCACUGUAUAUUCAGAUUUAAGCUUGACUAUUCAUCAUUUCUAUAAAAUAGAUUUAUAAAACGUUUUAGCAACAGUGUCAACAAUAAUGUGCAUGUACAGAUGCCGUAUCUUAAUUUGAUCAUCUUGUUGUUGCAGAAAUGUUCCUGCACAGCAGAAAAUGCAAAAGUGUAGUGUGUUCAAGGUUUGAAAAGGAUUGAAAAGGAUUCUAAAGUUUGUAAUUUCCACUUAAAAAUGUCAGUCUUGAUUUGACCUAAUGGAAAAUUGAUCAACCUCUACAAAAUAUGUCCAUAAUAAAAAAAUAUGCAUAUAAUACACAUUUCCUGUUGCUGCAGAUCCUAAAUCUGUAGGUGAAACUUUCACUCAAAUUGUAUUUGGCAGACAAAAUGUGGUGCUGAUGCAUAUCUGUUAUUAAUAUCCACAGUAUCAGUGUGAAAAGGAUAAGGGAAGCUGUCAGCAUCAACUUAGCAUGAACCAAUGCCACAGGGCCAUGCCACCAAAUGGUAAGACAACUGUAAGACAAACAAUGUUUUAAUUGCUCUGCUCUGCUCUAGUGUUACAUACAGUAUUCCUGUUCAGUCGUCCACUCAGAAUCUCAUUCUAAUCAUUCACAGCUUUCCUAAACCUAUCAGCUUCCCACUGGGCACACACUGGUUGAACCAACAUUGUUUCCACAUCAUUUAAAGGAAAUUACGUUGAACCAACGUGGAAUAGACGUUGAAUUGACGUCUGUGCCCAGUGGGUUUCCUAACUGGUACUUAUUUGGACAAGAAUAAGCAUGGUGCAAAUUACAACUUUGCAAUGAUCUUUUGUCUUCACUGUUGUUGUUGUUGUUGUUGUUACCGAAGUGAGAAUACAAAUAGUUAAAUUAUAAUUACAAUUAUUUACUUGCCAUUCUGAAUUCACUUAAAACCAACACAGGCCCGGGAUUCAAUCCAAGCUGCAUUGUAGAGAGCUUGAUUUAAAGGUUAUUUUCUAUUGAGCCCGCAUCUGCACUGUGAACGCAAUCUCCGCAAAUGCAGGAACAUUGCCUUUAAAAGGCACAAUGUCGACAGUGCUCCUCGGAUUGAAUCCCGGACAAAAUCUGAUCUUGGUUCCGAAGUAUUAACAUAAAAGGUUUUUCUUUCUUCUUUUUGUUCUUCAAAAUCUUUUAUAGGCAACAACAAGAAAAUGCAAGAAAACCAGGUCCAGCAGCUGGAGCAGUUGCUAAAGCUAGUGAGCUCCAACUUCAGUCAGACGGUGCAGUUCAUGAGGAUGGAGAUGGAGAACACAGCCAUGGACCGGGACUCCCUCACCCUUGAGGCCAUCUCCCUCCAGAGGGACAAGACCUUCCUGCAGAGACAACUGGAGGGCUACAGGAAGAAGUGCAAGGAGGACUUUGUCCAAUCACUGGCCGGCAUCUCCGACGUCUCUAAAGCCUUCCUGUUGAAGAUCGACAACCUCCUGCCCAAUGUCAGCCCCUUCCUGCUCACCUGCGAGAAGCAGCUCCACCACCUGGACCAGAUCCGCAACAACUGCACCGGUCUGUCCCGCGAGGUGGAGACCAAGUUCCAGCACUACCUGGACAAGGUGGGCUCUCAGAUGUCGGAGAUCGAGGGCCAAAGCGCCCGGCUGCAGGCGGAUAAAGACCAGCUGAAGGAGGACUACGACUGGUGUAGCUACAAUCGCAGCGCCAUGGCCCUGGAGCACCGCAGGAAGCUUCAGAAGACCCAGGAGAAAUACGACCUAGAGACGGAGAGAAUGCUGAUGGACCGCAGGAGGCUGCAGGGGAACAAGGAGCUGCAGGAGACGGCGAUGAAGAUGAAGGAGGGUGAGAUCAGCAUUCUCAAGGACAAGAUCAAUAACCUCAACAGCUCACUGGCCAACUGUGGCUCCAGGGUAAGGGAAUCUCUAUUGCGUGGUAUUACACCGGGCUUACAUCCAGCUCAGAGUGGUGGUAGUCAAACUGAGGCCAGAAAUGGCUUCCGUCAUUGGUGUGAAAGGAUGGAGUUGGGACGCUGGUCAAAAGAUCUAAUCAUGUAAAUGAGAGAUGCAGGAGUACACGCUUUCAUACAUUUAUGCCUUCAUAAAUGUCUGAAACUUCUGAUCAUAAAAUGUGUAUGAUCAGAAUAGACACUAUGGUACAAGAGGAGGUGUCAAUCUCAUCAACUUGGCAGGGAUCCCACUAUGGUACUAGAGGAGGUGUCAAUCUCAUCAACUUGGCAGGGAUCCCACUAUGGUACUAGAGGAGGUGCCAAUCUCAUCAACUUGGAAGGGAUCCCACUAUGGUACUAGAGGAGGUGUCAAUCUCAUCAACUUGGAAGGGAUCCCACUAUGGUACUAGAGGAGGUGUCAAUCUCAUCAACUUGGCAGGGAUCCCACUAUGGUACUAGAGGAGGUGUCAAUCUCAUCAACUUGGCAGGGAUCCCACUAUGGUACUAGAGGAGGUGUCAAUCUCAUCAACUUGGCAGGGAUCCCACUAUGGUACUAGAGGAGGUGUCAAUCUCCUCAACUUGGCAGGGAUCCCACUAUGGUACUAGAGGGGGUGUCAAUCUCCUCAACUUGGCAGGGAUCCCACUAUGGUACUAGAGGAGGUGUCAAUCUCAUCAACUUGGCAGGGAUCCCACUAUGGUACUAGAGGAGGUGUCAAUCUCCUCAACUUGGCAGGGAUCCCACUAUGGUACUAGAGGAGGUGUCAAUCUCAUCAACUUGGCAGGGAUCCCACUAUGGUACUAGAGGAGGUGUCAAUCUCCUCAACUUGGCAGGGAUCCCACUAUGGUACUAGAGGAGGUGUCAAUCUCCUCAACUUGGCAGGGAUCCCACUAUGGUACUAGAGGAGGUGUCAAUCUCCUCAACUUGGCAGGGAUCCCACUAUGGUACUAGAGGAGGUGUCAAUCUCAUCAACUUGGCAGGGAUCCCACUAUGGUACUAGAGGAGGUGUCAAUCUCAUCAACUUGGCAGGGAUCCCACUAUGGUACUAGAGGGGGUGUCAGUCUCAUUCCAAAGAAACAAUGCAGGGAACUCGAAGAUAGGUAACGGCCCAACUGGCUGGUAAAGUGCCACAGUCUAUAAGAUACAAUUGGUGGUCAUGUUAUAAUAAACAUGAUAUGUUUGUGUUAUUAUUAUCUUUGAAUAUGCUAGAUAAACUGAUGACUCAUUGUUAUAUGUUGAAGUAUUUUCACAUACCGGUAGUAACCAAACAUUAUUAUCUUUGUCUUAUUAUGUUUCAGACCGGCAUGGGUAACUCAGGGAUGUCCGGACCAAAUCAGACUGGGCCCUGGGGUAGCAGGCAUGGGAUGGGUGACCCUGGCUCAACUGGGAAUGCAUUUGGCGGGGAAGGGUUGAGUGCAACAGGGCAAGGUAACAGGGGGUCAACUGCUGGAACAGGAUUGGGGGCUGGAACAGGUGGGUGGGGUGCUUCUGCAACAGGAAACGGCAACGCAGGUUUUGGCAACACAGGAUUGGGUAGGGCCGGGUCAAGUGCUUUGUCAUCAUCAGGCGCCGCAAGGAUGAACGGAUCAGGAAUGGACAGCUCGAACGGUUACAGUUUAGGUAAGAUAUAAAGGCUUGAUAUAAAAAUAACUUCUUAUAAACACUGUGAUAUACUAUGGACAACGGCUUAUGUUGUUGUUCUGUUGUUUCCACAGCACAUAUCAAUCAACACUUACGAGAGCUGCAGCAGUAUUCCAACCCCAACUCCGGCUCAGAGUGA